AUUAUCGGUGGCGGAGGGAGGGACCGCAGUGAUCCUCCUCAGCGCCGAACCGCCUCCUUCACCAGUCAACAUUCAGCAGCGCAGCGGUCGACAGUGAUUCCCAUUAAUGCGGGCGGGUCUUCGUCUCUUAGCAAUAAUAGCGUGAAAUUUCUCCACAUUGCGCCUGAAACUUGGACAGGGAAUUUGAUCCCCGCGAGGAUAUAAGGUAUGGCUGCUAUCAGGAAAAAGCUGGUGAUCGUGGGAGAUGGAGCUUGUGGGAAGACCUGUCUACUCAUAGUGUUCAGCAAAGAUCAGUUUCCAGAAGUCUACGUGCCUACUGUGUUCGAGAACUACAUUGCAGACAUCGAAGUUGACAGCAAACAGGUGGAGCUCGCUUUGUGGGACACAGCAGGACAGGAAGACUAUGAUCGCCUGAGACCUCUGUCUUACCCAGACACAGAUGUCAUCCUCAUGUGUUUCUCCAUAGACAGUCCCGACAGUUUAGAGAAUAUCCCAGAAAAGUGGACGCCUGAGGUGAAGCACUUCUGCCCCAACGUUCCCAUAAUCCUCGUGGGCAAUAAGAAGGAUCUGCGGAAUGAUGAGCACACACGGAGAGAGCUGACUAAGAUGAAGCAGGAGCCGGUUAAACCAGAGGAGGGCAGAGACAUGGCCAACCGUAUUAGCGCCUUUGGCUACCUAGAAUGCUCAGCCAAGACUAAGGAGGGUGUGAGGGAAGUAUUCGAAAUGGCCACCAGGGCGGCGCUGCAAGUCCGCAAAAGGAAGAAGAGAAGCGGGUGCUUGCUGUUGUAAGAGAACUUUCCGGUCUUUUUCCAGAAUGAUCUCCCCACUGACCAGGAAAUACCAAACUCCACAAAAAAAGUUUUUGACCAAACAACAUAAAUACACUGGACUGUAUGUCACAUUUCAUGCAAACCAACAAGUGCGAAAUGGAGGAAAGUGAAUAAAAUAUGCAUUAAACAGACAGAGGCUGGGCAGAAAGACAGGUUAGAUCAAAAUAUAUCUAUAUCACUGUUUAUCAUGAUUUAGUUUUCCUCUAUGGCACAAUCUUUUUCAAAAUACAAACUUUUUUUUUUCUCUCCAGUUUGUACUGUACGGAUGACGUCAGUCAUAACGUUAUUGUAUUUUUGCAUAUUUAUCAAUCUACCAUUAUAAUCUGGUGAGAGAACAUCUUCAUAUUAUUGUAAUCGAAAUUAAUUUAACCACGUAGAAAUCUCUUAAAUAGCACAGAAUUUGGUAAUAAAAUCAGUGCCUUCAUGAUCAUUCCCUCCACAAUUUGAAUGUAAAGUGUGUGUUUUGAGCUUCUCUGUGACUUCUACACACUUUCUAGUAGUGAAUAACUCUAUGAGCCAAUUAAAUGUAUUUAAAAGUGAAAAAUCUUCAGUAAUGCUGAGUUUAUAGCUUUCAUUCCCCAAAUAAAUAUCAUUUACAUGUAAUUUGGAGGCUCAGUCGGGUCUAAAACCAACAAUACCAACAUUUGUUGUUUUUGUCCUCCAUACAGGCAUAAACACACACAUGUGCUCAUGGACUGAGCUCUUUAGAUAUUAAACUAGUUGAACCUGUCUCGAAUAUCCAGGCUGAGCUCAUGCUGUCACAUAAUCUGACUGUAUUGUCCUACAUUAGCCGGCACGCAUGCUUGAGUAUUGUUAAUGCAAAUAUUAUAUUCAAGGUGCAAUCACUUUUGAAGGUUUCUAGCACUGCGAAACAUCAAAUAAAUACACAAACUGAUGAUUGUUAGCUAAAGUAUUUUAGUUAGAAGAGGCCUUGAGUGCCUUUCCAGUUCCCACAGAAUUGUGUGCCUUUAGUUAUCAGACUUUAAUGCAUUUGGGUUGAGAUGAGAUGAUGAACGUUAAUGUCCACGCAUGCGUUUUGUCACGAUCAGUCUUGUAAUGUUGCAUGCCAGUAAUCAUGAGGUGUUCGGAUCAUCACGUUUCUGACAAUAACCUUAACUAAUCAUGCAGAGUUGUGCUUCUAGAAGAAAUGUAGCUUUUGUUAGCUGGUGUAGAAUCCAUAUACUGAUGUCACUUCCACUGCUGUCCGCUGCUGGUACCAUGAGAUGUCUGACAUGAGGUAAUGCUACGUAAAUCCAGCCCUGUGUUUCCUGUCUGUGUUGACUUUAAACAAGUGUUUAAUUAAUUAGCAUGGUGUAGCUUUGUUUCCAUCGUCUGUUACUGUAAAAUAGGAAAAUCACAAAAACAGUCAAGUGUUCUGGGUCAUAUGUCAGCUAAAAAUGAAAAAGGAUAUAGUUUGCAUUAAGAAAACGAAAAGAUUUAGCUUUAAAUUUAUUUAUAUACAUAUAAAAUCUGUUAGAAUCAUAAUUUAUAUAUAUUUAUGAUUCUAACAAUUUUUAAUAUAUAAUAUUUUCAGGAUUAUUUUGGUAUAAAUAUAUAUAAAAAGUAUAUAUUUUAUGUGUGUGUGUGUGUGUGUAUAUAUGUAUGUGUGUGAUUCUAACAAAUUUUUUAUAUAUAUAAUUUGUUAGAAUCUCACACAUAUACAUACACACACACACAUAUAUAUAUAUAUCACACAUAUAUAUUAGAGGUUUUUAGUUUAUUUUAAGGUGAAAUAUGAUCCAGGCAUUUCUUUGUGAGGCAAAUGUUCCUUGGGGUAUUUUAUGUUUAGGUCCAUCUGAAGCACAGAAUGUUAAACUAACCAUCUGUAUAGUUCUCGAACACCUGGGACACUAUGCCAUGGAUUUUAAUUUAUUAAACAGGGCAUUAUUAAAACACUGACUGUAAUGUACUGACUGUACAAUACAAUGCACAAGGAACAUCCCAUUAGACUACAUUCAAACUACACACUACUUGCAAAUAAAGUAGGAACUUGUUCUUUAUCUUUUUUAAUGUACUAAUUUGUGGAAUCCGUGAUGAAAUCCUCGAUGCAGGCGUGAGAAUAGACCCAUGUCCUUUGUGAAGUCAUCGUCUGCAUGAGGAAAUUACUACAGCAACCAGUCUUAGCAUAUUGGAGCUCCACACUGGCCUCUGAGAUCAAUCUGCUGUGUUCAUGUGGUCUCUUCCUUUUUUCUGGAAGUAUUAAAUAUGAUUUAUUAAUCCAGAUUUUUAUGAGCGCUCAUAGUAACAAUGCUUUGUAAACGGGACUAGUAGUAAAUGUUGGAAUGAAGUGAAACCAACUUAUGUUAAUAAAAUAUUUUUUCGAAACAAAAUAA
Ctenopharyngodon idella (grass carp) is the source of this 3163-nucleotide messenger RNA. It is a transcript of the gene rhoca, whose product is annotated as ras homolog family member Ca. Gene Ontology annotation, cellular component: neuron projection. The transcript is spliced from 5 exons. The record is from RefSeq and is a predicted model, not a curated record. NCBI's taxonomy places the organism in Eukaryota, Metazoa, Chordata, Actinopteri, Cypriniformes, Xenocyprididae. Gene Ontology annotation, molecular function: GTP binding; GTPase activity. The coding region runs from base 208 to 789 and encodes 193 amino acids. Gene Ontology annotation, biological process: small GTPase-mediated signal transduction.